Molecule: messenger RNA, 4630 nt
Organism: Colossoma macropomum (tambaqui)
Lineage: Eukaryota; Metazoa; Chordata; Actinopteri; Characiformes; Serrasalmidae
Gene: znf219
Product: zinc finger protein 219
Exons: 5
Coding region: 215-3586 (1123 amino acids)
Biological process (GO): regulation of DNA-templated transcription
Cellular component (GO): nucleus
Molecular function (GO): DNA-binding transcription factor activity, RNA polymerase II-specific; RNA polymerase II cis-regulatory region sequence-specific DNA binding
Source: RefSeq, a predicted model, not a curated record
UCUCCCCCCCCCUCUCUCUCUCUCUCUCUCUCUCUCUCUCUCUCCAACUCGUAAUGUAUUUAAUUCAAGUGAAACGUAAUCAUGACGUGUGUUGUCAUUAAUCUCCUCGCCGCCUCUCCCGGGUUUCUAGGUGGUGGUCUCCCAGAUCACCAUUCUCGAAGUGCAUCCUCUCUCAGCCAAGGUCGUGGAUCAUGGAAUACACACACUACUAAGUAUGGAUUCACCACCAGAAUGUGUGCUCGCUGUCUCCUCUGAGGCACCCCUGUCCCCUCCUUCAAUGCCCUCGGUAGAUCACAGUCCUCACUCUUUACCGCAAAGCCCUCAAUCUGCCCCUUCCAGCCCUUUGAGUACCCCAUAUGCACCCCUGUCACCCUUUACCCUUGCUGAUGCCAACCAACAAGAUGAAGAGGAGGAUGAGGAGCUGUCAGCACCAUCAUCUCCCACUCCGGCUGUUGCACUGUUUCCAGGGGAAGAGCAGCUGUGUAGUCCCUCUUCGGAGAGCAGUCCUCCGGCCACUCCAUCAGCACCACUGCCUGUUUUUGGAGCGCUGGAGCAGGCCCUCUCAUCCGGGGCUACUGCCACCUGUAGUGAUGAGUUGGACCUGCAGCUUUUCAACAAUGACGGUGUGACUGUCCAAGGAGGUCCUACCACAGGCCCUGCCCUCAGGUUUCCCUGCCACGUUUGUGGGAAGAGGUUCCGUUUCCAGAGCAUUCUGUCCCUCCAUGCUAGAGCUCAUAGUUUAGACAGGGACCGUAGGGCUUCUGCGCUCUACAAGACUGUACAUGUUAAACCCCAACAGAACCAUGUGAGUGAUGGUGUGAUUCGGAACCACAACAGGGAUGUCCACCUGAGUUCAGUAUCCAGGUCCCUGCAUCUGAAUCGAAGAGAAGAGGCUGUUCCAGAGGAGCCUCUGCAAACUGCCAGCAGCCCUCAGUUCCUGAUGGAUGGAACCAUACCCCUGACUCCACCUCUUACAGAAGAAGCACCAGCAUCUUCUACCUUUUCUCCUAUAGGCCCUGUUCUCACUGAAGAGCCCACCCCUUCUGGCAUAGCUUCUGCCUUUCGCUGCCAUGCCUGCAAGGGUAAAUUCCGCACAGCCUCCGAGUUAGCUCGUCAUGUUCGAAUCCUCCAUAACCCAUACAAGUGCACACUGUGCCCCUUUUCAGCUAAUCAAGAGGAACGUCUAGCUGCUCACCUGCAGGAGAGCCACCCACCUGAAGAUCCUGUGCCACCUCCUGUCUUCCCUUCACGUCCUAUCACAGCUCCACCGCAAAUGCCUUUGCCACAAGCGCCUGCUCUUCCAGCCUUCCGUUGUGAGACCUGUGGUCAGCGCUUUACCCAGUCCUGGUUCCUGAAGGGCCAUAUGCGCAAGCACAAGGACUCCCUUGACCAUAAGUGCCAGGUCUGUGGUCGUGGCUUCAAGGAGCCCUGGUUCCUCAAGAACCACAUGAAAGUGCACCUCAACAAGCUGGGCCUAAAGGCUGGCCUGGGGAAUCUAGGACCUUCAGGAUCUGACCAAUCCAAAGGUCAUGGGAACCAGGCUUUAGGAGCUCUCUACUCUAACCUACUCCUGGCACGCAGCAUGGCAGGUGGAGGAGGUGGGAGAGGCAGUCGGACAGAGAGGUCAGAAAUAAGUGCAGGCUCAAGCAAGUCUUCAAUGUGGGGUUACCUGGGGUUGCCAAAUGACAGCGGUGGUGCUAGCUGCAUGGAACGCCUCCAGGCAGUGGCUCAGGUGGCGGAGAUGGGUAAUGGAGGAGAGAGAGGGGGAGAAGCACUAGAUGGAGAAGAGCAGGCAGCCAUGUGGCAGCUGGUUGCUCGCAGCCUGGCAGCAGUGCAGCAAAGCCAGCAACAGCAGCAGCACCAGCAGCAGAGAUCUCAGGCGCAGCACCAGCGCCCUUCCUCACAGGGUACAGUUGCUGGGGAGGCCGAGCAGGUGCGUGCCUACUUGGGUGGCCUUGGUUUCAAAGAAGAAUUGGAGGCUUCUGGGGCCCCCUGGGAAUGCCCUGACUGUGGGAAGCUUUUCCAGAAUCUUCAGCAGGUAGUGGCUCAUGCUCGUGUUCACGUUCAGAAGCAGCAGAAGUAUCCAAGUGCACGAAGUGGUGCAAAGAAAGAAGAGGAUAGUGCACAUAAGACUGUAGGACCUCAAGGAGGAGGAGAAGGAGGAAGAGGAGGAGGGGGACGAGGAAGUGGAAAUGAAUGCAGACAUGAGGCCAAACAGCACCAGUCAGGAGUGGGAACAGCUGGAAGUUUCCAAUCCGUCAUAACACACCUUUCUAGGGAGAAUGGACUGAGGGUACCAUCAGGACCUUCCACAGCUCCGAGGGAGCGUGUGCGGGGUACAGGAAUGAAGGAUUGCCCUUACUGUGGUAAAGCUUUCCGCUCCUCCCAUCACCUUAAAGUACACCUACGUGUGCACACAGGUGAGAGACCAUACAAAUGCCCCCACUGCGACUAUGCGGGAACCCAGUCUGGCUCUCUCAAAUACCAUCUACAACGGCAUCAUCGUGAGAGGAAUGCAAUGGCAACCUCUCCAAGCUCCUCCUCUCCGAGCCUCCCAUCUUCACUGACUGGAUCUCCAAGAGAAGGAACCCAAAAACAGCGUCGACCCCCCUCAACAAACCAGGGACCAUUUGGGAGGGGGUCAACAGAAAUCCCCACAUCCAGACGCAGCCAGACGUUGGUCCCUGGACCUCUAGAAAAGAAAGACAGUCCUCAUAAGCCCAAAGCUUCUCAGAAAGAAAGAGAUUUGGAGAGUCAGUACCGUUUCCUGUCUGGGAUGAUGGGAGAACUCUACCAGGGUGGACUAGAAGGAGGCUGGACACCACCUCCAAAAAUGCCUAAAGUAUCCAGACGUAAGCCUCUUAUUACAAGUCGUAUGGUGCCGGCUAAUGGAUAUCAGAGCAGCAUGACAUCUAGUGCUUCCCAGGAAUGUGGAUUUGAGCCUUUGGACCUCUCACGCCGCCCUUUGCCUGGAAUGGGUGCAAUAGAACAAGAUCUAGGAGCAGUAAGUAGCUCUGGAACUCCACCAUCAGGAGGAGCAAGAGAAGGUGAUGACACUCUGAGCCAGUGUGUGUUCUGUCCAUUCCGAACCUCGUCUGUUGAAUUGAUGGCCAUGCAUCUACAGGUCAAUCACACCAGCAAGUCCCGCCGCAAAAGGGGAGCCACUGUGACCACUGACAGCCACUCCCCCAGAAUAACCCUGCCUGGGUUGAACCGUGACCCUUUGGCACUGUGGAAGUUCCUCAGUGAAGGGGAUGGGGUCAUGGCCAUGGAGGACUGGGUCAAAUACAGGUCAAAGGCUGGAAAUGGGGUCACCUUGGAAGAUGGGGAGCUGGAGAGAUCUCCGAACCAAUUCAGAGAUGUACCAUCAGUUCUGGGAAACAUCAAGACCACAAAACAAGGGCUUAAAUUGGGAGAACGUGAGAAUACCGAUGAGGAAGAAGAAGACGAUGUGGAGGAUGGCCUGGAAGUAACCAGCAGCCCUGAAAAUUACUCUCAACAGGACAUAGGAAAGGAUGUGUCCGAGUCUCCAGACAUGAUGCAGGAUGAUUUGCCCAUAGAGGAGGAACAACUGGUGGGAAACUAAGAUGUUUCAAAAGCUCCAGUGGAAGAUGGAUCUGGAGGGAAGGGUGUAUAGGCAAGCUUAGAGGCUGAUCAUGUUCUCUCCAACACAAGGCUAUCAUGUCCAUGUCACAAAUAAGUAGAUACGAUUCUCAAAAACUUCCUCACACUUGAAAUUCCCCCUUAUCGGUUACACAUCAGGUUUUUCACCCACAAUCACAGACAUGCAAACAGAAAUAUAUCCAGUAUUGUAUGCUAGUCUUAGCCUGCCUGUCCAGGAGCCCUGAGGCCUUCUUGACUACUGUCAUUGAAUUGGUGUCUUUUUUGUCAGUGAAGAUGAUUGCCAAGUUGUAUUUCUACACAGGUUUCUUGCUACUGUGAGUCUUUCUCUUGUCGCAGCACAUCCAGGAAUGUCAAUCUUUAGAGCAGGACAAGCAAAAAAUGAAAAAAAGCAAAAAAAAGAGAAACACUAAAAUGUACAACAUGAUAUUCUUUUUCAUGAUAUUUCUCUUAAAUGGAGAAAUGGCUAGUUUAACGCAAAGGCCAGAUGUAUUGUGCUACUUCCACUUGACUGAAUUCUACAUUUUGACAACACUUCUACCGUGAACCAAAGGGGUGGUCACACUUCUUACCACACAUUUACCAGGCUGUGAAGAGUAUGCUGUGAUGACUGAAUGGUACUGAUGAUGACCACAUUUAACAAUGCUGGACAAAGAUUAUUUUCCCCACAUAUCCACACUGUCAGGUAGGUCUGGCAGGUCCUCUACAGAUAUUAUAUGAAACAGAAAUUCUUCUACUUCUAUACUCUAUUUGUCUCAGUGCCUGGUGAUGUAUAUGUUUUUUUAAGGGAGUCGUACAACACAGGAAAAUAUAUACAGUAAAUAUAAUACAAUAUAUGUUUAAUAGCUCUAGACUGUAGAGAGUUCUGGUGGAACGUUGUGGUGGCAGUUUGCGUGACCGUGUCCGUUGUGGAUGGAAGAAUGGAACACUAGAGCACUCUGAAAUCGACACGCGAGAACAGCUGGCCAGUUGAAAAAGGCCAUAUGGCAGUGUUUACAUCAGAAAUACC